This is a messenger RNA of Fusarium keratoplasticum, 3060 nucleotides long. RefSeq lists its product as uncharacterized. The record is from RefSeq and is a predicted model, not a curated record. NCBI's taxonomy places the organism in Eukaryota, Fungi, Ascomycota, Sordariomycetes, Hypocreales, Nectriaceae. The transcript is spliced from 7 exons. The coding region runs from base 1 to 3060 and encodes 1019 amino acids.
AUGGCCGAGGCACUCGGCAUCGCCAGCGGUGUCGCUGGCAUCGUUUCUCUUGGCAUUACUGUUUGUAGUGGCCUUGACACGUUUUUCAGCGCCAUCAAAGACCGAGAUGAUGAUCUAAAACGCGCUACGGAGCUCUUGGCCCUCCUUCGCAGAUACAUCGAGCUCAUUCGACCGAGUGCUUCAACACUCAGCAGCCGCCAUGCCCAAGCUACCGACCUCGUUGUCCUAGCACUAAGAUCCUGCGAGGGUGAGCUUCGAGCUCUAAAGGAACUCGUCGACAAUCUGAACACGGUCGAUGGCGCUUCGGAUGUGGCACGCAAGUGGGACAAGUCAAAAUCGAUCAUCACCUACCCGUUCCAACGGAAGAAGUUGACACAAAUUCAAGAUCAGCUUCUCAAGGCCACGGGAGCCCUGGGAACUGUUAUUCAACCGUUGAUCCUGCAUGUUGGUGUGGGUGUCGGUGACGAUAUUGAGGCGUUUAGAAGCGCCGUUCAGGAUAACCACUUGGUUACGACGGCCUUCUUAACGAGACUUGAAUCCAAAGUUGAGAGAAUCGAAGGGUCUGCUCAACAGACAGAAGCAAGGCUUACGGCGAUUUCGACUGGAGUUGAGGAACAAAAGACGCUGGCAUCCAGUAGCCAAACACUGAUCAAAGAUACCGGCCUCAUGGUCUCGGGAAAGCUGGAUGCAAUCGCAGAAGGUCUUUGGCUUGGUCCUCAAUCCCAGACCGUUGGCACGGCGCAACAAAGGGAGAUUCCACGGUACUUGAGAAACUCCAUGAUCGAAAGAAAAUGCAUCCAAGAAACCGCCAUGGAGAUCUGUCCCUGUGAGGGAAAGAAAAGCGGAAAAGGACGACAGCCAGUGACGACGUACAGAUUUUGGGGAGGUUUGACCAUUUCGUACCAGGCAACGUUCAAGGGAGAUCAUCAGCCCGGGUGCUGUUUUUACAAGAGAUCUACAAAGACCACCAUCACUUACACUGGCUUGAGAUUCCUUCUCUCCAAGGUUCUUAGCUUUUCUCUGCAGAGAGAUUACCAAUGCGGAGGCUCUUUAACAACACACUCGCUGCGAACAUACAACGUCAGGGAAACGAGUCAAGCCUUCGACGUCUUCGAGUACUCCGAUGACUGGAUGGGCCGCAGGCACUUCACCAGCUGCAUGAAUGGCCGCGGCGAAGUUGACAUAACAAGGGUCGCCCAGGAUCACAUCAAGAAACUACAAAUCGCUUACACUUCUGGGAAGGCGUCGCCCUUGGACGUUGACAAGUUUGGUUAUAAUGUCGCCCACCUGUGCAUUCCGAUCUAUAGCUAUUUGAUGGCAACGAUAGGGAAAGCGAGGAAGGAUCACUGCUCUGAGGGCCUCAAGAUGAUGCUAUUGUUCCUGCAACGGGUGGGCGUCAAUGUCUAUGCAGGUACCGACUACGACAGCUCGAUGAUCGAAUUUAUCUUUAGAAAAAGGGAAGAAGGGACUCUGGCUUCAGUCUACGAUGUCCUUGCGAACUGCGACUCGCAGUUCGAUCUUGAACAAGACCACGAGAGCCGUGGGACUUUCACACCUAAUGGCUUCUUUAUAGAUGCGCUACGAGAGCGCCCUGACGUUAUGGAAGGGCUGGGAUAUAGAAACCUUUUUCUGGCCGUGGCAAAACAAGAUGAAGCAAGGCUCAAGGAGCUUAUCCAAAAUAUCAGGUUCGUCGAGUAUGUGCGCGAGACGGACUUUUUCGGACGAAAUGUCUUGCAUUUUUGCUCGAACUGGGAGACUGGUCUCCGACUCUUGCUCGAGAAAGAGGCCACCCACCGCCUGGUGAACCAGCCUGAUGAAACGGGAUAUACGCCUUUGACGGACGCAACAAGGUUUAGCGGUUGUGCCUGCCAGGAGUCCUACGCGCUGGACCUAUGCUCUGGCUGCAGCUGCUCUGCUACCGUCAAGCUACUCCUCGAGACAGACUGCCCCCUGGGACUCGGUUUGAUUAACGAAUGGCUCCUAUUUAGACCUUCAAUGAAAGCCAGGAUAGCUCUGCUAGAGCACCUUGCGCAGAGGCGAGAGCGGCUACAAAGACUGGCAUUGAACCACCUCCCCGAAUCAGAGCUGCGAGAUCUUGGAGUCUCUUUAAACGAACUGCCCGACAUGACAGCCCCUGCGAUAUGGGAUAGGCUGCAGUCACUUCAUCAAAGAGGUGCCGUAAAGGUACUCCACAAUGGCCUGGAUCCUUUGGCAGGCCAUGUUCAGCGAGGAAUCUUCCAUCUCCUGAAGCACCCUAGAGAUGCUGAGGUGGCGCUCAACCUCGGAUUCAAGGGGAUAGAUACGCCCAAUCGAGACGGGGUAACACCAGUGUUAUGGUCGGCCUACAAGCAUGGCCCCCGAAAUCGAUUUGAAUACGCUGACUGGCUGAUCCAGAAAGGCGCCAGACUUGAAUAUUGCGUUAAUUCUUUGGGAAUAUCUGCUGCUCAUGGCCUAGCGCGCUGCUGCGGAGAGUGGGUUCGUGACGAAUUCUCCAAGAGCAGACGCACCGCACAGUCUCGCCUUCCCUGCCCCUGCGCUACAGAGGAGUUAUCACUGCCGCUGCACCACCUUGUCGAUUUCGUUGUCUUCGGGUCUCUGGAUCGUGUGGGGGGUUUCCUCGCCCCACGCUUCAGUUAUGCUGAUAGCAUCGCCAAGGUUGUGUACCUUGUCGAUCUAUUCUCCCACACAAUUAGUGACCUGCAUCCGGCUUACCUGUUUAAAUCAAUCAUCCAUGCUCUAACCAUGAGGUUCCUGCAUAUAAGGAGCCACUUGCAAUGGUGUCACGAAUUUUGGGAUGCCGCCGAAGAGACGGUUCAACGCAUAAAGGAGGCAACGGAAUGGGAUGAGAUUCUUGGCAAGGAUCGAGCCCGGAUCAAAAGGCUAGGAGAGUUGACGGAAGAGUUUGAGCAAGAAUUCUCAAACCAGAAUGUGUCUAUUAAAGACUUCUUGCAGCUUCAUUGGCUCCCCAGGAUGCGGCAGGUUGGCAGGGAGGGUGAAACACGAUUACGCAGAAGGCGAGAACUUCGCGAACUUGGCGUGCCUCUGCGAUGGGUAGAUUGA